UGCAUUCAGCAGAUCCUGGAGGCUGUGCUCCACUGCCAUCAGAUGGGCGUUGUCCAUCGCGACCUCAAGCCUGAGAACUUACUUUUAGCUAGCAAAUCCAAGGGAGCAGCAGUAAAACUGGCGGACUUUGGAUUAGCUAUAGAAGUCCAAGGAGAACAACAGGCUUGGUUUGGCUUUGCUGGUACUCCGGGAUACCUUUCACCAGAGGUGUUACGAAAAGAUCCUUAUGGAAAACCUGUGGAUAUGUGGGCGUGUGGUGUCAUUCUGUAUAUCCUCCUGGUGGGAUAUCCUCCUUUCUGGGAUGAAGACCAGCACAGGCUUUACCAGCAGAUCAAGGCUGGCGCUUAUGACUUUCCUUCACCAGAAUGGGAUACAGUGACUCCUGAAGCAAAAGACCUUAUCAAUAAAAUGCUCACCAUCAACCCAGCAAAACGUAUCACAGCGUCAGAAGCACUAAAGCAUCCAUGGAUCUGUCAACGUUCUACUGUUGCCUCGAUGAUGCACAGACAAGAGACUGUAGAUUGCCUGAAGAAAUUCAAUGCAAGAAGAAAACUAAAGGGGGCCAUCUUGACAACUAUGCUGGCUACCAGAAAUUUCUCAGCAGCCAAGAGUUUACUGAAAAAGCCGGAUGGAGUUAAGAUAAACAACAAAACCAACGUGGUAACCAGCCCCAAGGAAAAUAUUCCUACCCCGGCGCUGGAGCCCCAAACUACAGUAAUCCACAACCCUGAUGGAAAUAAGGAAUCAACAGAGAGUUCCAAUACAACCAUUGAAGAUGAGGAUGUGAAAGCUCGUAAGCAGGAGAUUAUCAAGGUUACUGAGCAGUUGAUUGAAGCUAUCAACAAUGGGGACUUUGAAGCUUACACAAAAAUCUGCGAUCCGGGCCUUACGUCUUUUGAACCUGAAGCUUUGGGUAAUCUAGUAGAAGGGAUGGACUUUCACCGGUUUUACUUUGAAAACGCUUUAUCCAAAAGUAAUAAGCCAAUCCACACUAUUAUCCUCAAUCCUCAUGUCCACCUUGUGGGUGACGACGCUGCUUGCAUUGCCUACAUCCGGCUCACGCAGUACAUGGAUGGCAGCGGGAUGCCAAAGACUAUGCAGUCGGAGGAAACGCGGGUCUGGCACCGCCGGGAUGGAAAGUGGCAGAAUGUUCAUUUUCACCGUUCAGGGUCACCGACAGUACCUAUCAAUGCCUAGCACAGCGGGAUCCCGCUCAUGACUUCGGCCCCUAGAAGCUACGCUAAAAAUAUCAGCGGUGCCAGUCUUGCAUUUUCCGUACCCAACGCACCCGGUUGAUUAUCAUCUUGGCCAUCCCGUUCUCUUCAUGCAUGUUUCUGAGUGCAUGAAGUUGUGAAGGUUCUUCAUGUAACACAUUUGUGAUGCACCAUGUAUAUUCCAUCUGUACACUGUUAACAUUUCAAUGAAGGUGAUGUUCCAUGCAAAUAGAGAAUAACAAGGCAUAAAAGAAAAAAAACCAAAUGCUUGUUGGACGGCAGUAGAUACAGAAUACAUUUGUCACUUUCUCCAUUUACGCCAAGUUUGAACAGAAAACUUUAAAAACUAUCCUGUUUAU
Messenger RNA from Apaloderma vittatum (bar-tailed trogon), 1573 nucleotides. RefSeq names its product calcium/calmodulin-dependent protein kinase II delta (gene CAMK2D). The transcript is spliced from 16 exons. Gene Ontology annotation, biological process: protein phosphorylation. Gene Ontology annotation, molecular function: calmodulin binding; calcium/calmodulin-dependent protein kinase activity; ATP binding. Gene Ontology annotation, cellular component: cytoplasm; neuron projection. NCBI's taxonomy places the organism in Eukaryota, Metazoa, Chordata, Aves, Trogoniformes, Trogonidae. The record is from RefSeq and is a predicted model, not a curated record. The annotation marks the transcript as partial.